UCCCUUCGUUCGUACACCCCUCUCAAGGUCAUUGGAGAUGGAUCCUUUGGUACGGUCUGGUUGUGCGAUUGGCACGGGACGCUACCGCCCAAUACACCAGUGUCUGCUAUGCAGUGCGGUGCAGGUGCACGGCCGGAGUACGCUGAGAAGCGGCUCGUGGCUGUGAAGAGAAUGAAGAAGCGAUGGGAAGGUGGUUGGGACGAAUGCAAGCGACUCAAGGAGCUGGAGUCUCUGCGCGCAAUACCAUAUCAUCCUAAUAUUAUUCCGCUUUACGACUUCUUCCUUCUACCGGAGACCAAGGAGCUCUACUUCGUCUUUGAGUCCAUGGAGGGUAAUCUCUACCAGUUAAUCAAGACGCGAAAAGGCAAACCGUUGGCCGGCGGUCUCGUCUCGUCGAUCUUCCGACAAGUCGUGCAGGGCCUGCACCACAUUCAUUCAUCGGGCUACUUCCAUCGCGACAUGAAACCAGAGAACCUCCUUGUGACUACGACGGGGCUGUACGACUAUCGCCCCGUCUUUCCAGAUGCCCCUCCAAAUGCACCUCCUGAGAAGGACGUUGUGGUGAUCAUCAAAUUGGCGGACUUCGGUCUAGCGCGCGAGACCAAUAGCGCACCACCAUAUACGGAAUACGUCUCGACACGGUGGUAUCGUGCUCCGGAGGUGUUGCUGAAGAGCAGAGACUAUUCCAACCCGGUGGAUAUGUGGGCGUUAGGCACGAUUAUGGCGGAGCUGGUCAAUCUUCGACCUCUUUUCCCGGGGCAGACGGAGAUAGACCAGGUCGCCAGGAUUUGCGAGCUGCUAGGAGAUCCUGUAGAAGACUAUGGCAUGAACCAGCGAGGUAAGCCUCACGGCGGUGGGCAAUGGCCGAGAGGUGUACGGAUGGCGAGAAACAUAGGCUUUCAGUUCCCGAAGGUAAGGUGA
Molecule: messenger RNA, 921 nt
Organism: Phanerochaete carnosa HHB-10118-sp
Lineage: Eukaryota; Fungi; Basidiomycota; Agaricomycetes; Polyporales; Phanerochaetaceae
Exons: 2
Biological process (GO): intracellular signal transduction; protein phosphorylation
Cellular component (GO): cytoplasm; nucleus
Molecular function (GO): protein serine/threonine kinase activity; ATP binding
Source: RefSeq, a predicted model, not a curated record